Molecule: messenger RNA, 2148 nt
Organism: Zychaea mexicana
Lineage: Eukaryota; Fungi; Mucoromycota; Mucoromycetes; Mucorales; Lichtheimiaceae
Exons: 2
Coding region: 1-2148 (715 amino acids)
Molecular function (GO): protein binding
Source: RefSeq, a predicted model, not a curated record
AUGGCGGAUCAGCAGUUACAGCUACAACCAACAAUCCUUAAAACCCUCGCCGAAGAGACAGAUCAAAUCCUUUUUGAUAUACAAUAUGACCAGACACGCGAGCCAACCAAAUACAUUAUUGCUUCAAAAUUAUAUUCGUGUCAAGGAAAGCAACGAGAGGCCAUCUCUGUGCUUGAACACGGUCUACGAGCAAUCGCUAAUAACGACAGCAGCAGCAGCAGCAGUGCACAGAUCUCUUCACGCCACCUUAUUCAGCAACAGCUUGACAUUGUGAAGGCUCGACUCACAUGUCGUAUCGAUUUCAUCACCCGAUGUCCCUUCGAAGUUGUUUGUACCAUUGCCAACUACCUGGAUACACAAACCACUAUGCAGUGCCUGGAUGUUUGUCGUUCCUGGCGCGCCAAGUUUCUCGAGCAUAAAGACGUCUGGAAAAGCGUGUCCCUUGUCGGUAGCAGUGGCAAGAAGCAAAAAUCUGUUCAAAUUUUGUCAGCUAUGUCAGAGUACAUCGAGAACGUAUCAAUUCUUGCGCGUCCUGAGCAGAUCAGGAUGCAUUUUAGAUUGCUCAAGACUAAUACAUUUGGCAAUCUUCGGACGCUGUCUAUCUCUGACACAGGUGAACCAGUAGCUGCGGAACUCAAGCUGACCAAAUCUCUGUUUAAUGUCAUACUCCCUCACGUCUCAAACACAUUGACCAAACUGGAACUAAAGUCGGACUCGUUCAUCAAGAUAUCGCUCGUACGUAUAUUAUCCACGUGUCGGAAACUCACUCACCUCAAAGUCAAUGUCUACUCUCUUACUACCAUCACUGCGACGACAUUGUUGGAAGAAAAAAUCCCGGAAACUACAGCGCUGACAUCUUUGAGCGUCAUUACUAAUUGGCCCAUAUUCUCUCAAGUACUAAAAAUCCUCCAUCCGCUUUUCCCUCACAUGCCAUGCCUCCGGCGUUUGACAGUUCUGUAUCAUUCGGUGGAUCGAAUAAACAGUAUCGAUGUUUUCGAUAUGCUUGGUGAACACAACUGUCCCGAGUUGGAAUACGUUAUAACUGGUUCUUCUGACGUGGUGAAAAUGAGGAGCAAGAAUGAUGAUGAUGAUUCCUUGUUCUUUGACCCUCCUGGUGACGACGAAGACGACGACGAUGACGAGGAUAACAACGAUAGCGCUACUUUUAAUCUACAUGACGAUAGAACGGCAGCUACAGCAGCAUCAAGAACAAACACAACGGCCGAUGGGAUCGAAAACAUAAAAUCGGUAUCGGAGACGAGGAAACAACGUGCCAAGAAAGGACUUCGUCGUUUGGCUAUUCAAGGAUUGCGAUCAGCGACACCUUUAAAGUCACGACUAGAGAAAAGCAGCAAUACUCUCCAAACGAUGUUCCUCUCGUUCAAUUUUUACAGCCAUUACUCCAACAUAAGCAGCUGGGAACCACUCUCCACGUUUACCAUGUAUAAGCUGACAUCGCUUCAUGUGUCAAGUUACUGCAAGCCGUUUUAUCAACAUCUUCCUGCAAUCCUUAUCCGCUUACCGGCUCUCAAAUCUCUGUGUUUAGAGAAUGCGCCCAUAAGCAGCGACACGUUAUCCGAAAACCCGCGCCAACAACAGCUAGAAUCACGCUUGUUGGGUGCUAUAAUCCAAUUAACUCGGCUAUCUACUCUACAGUUCCGCCAAUUUUACAUUAUGUUUGGACGCGACGACUUUUUUGACCGGCUGAUGCUCCAUUAUACUCUUACGGCACAAGACGCACCGCCACAGAAAGAAAACUUAACAUUGGCAUCAACAACGGACUACGGCGCCCAUAGCUCGUAUUGUGGUUUGGAAUGUCUGCGUAUCGUCGACUGCCCUGGGUUCGCUACAUCAGCAUUGCAACAGGCCGCCAAAAUCAAGAGUCUUCAAAAACUUAGUAUCGUUUUGUCGACCCGCGAUCAACAACAAGUUAGCUCUUGUGACGUCAAUACUUUUGCACAAUCAAUUGGAGACCUCGCUUUUCUAUCAGAACUUGGACUAGGUAAAAUGACGCUGACAGAUAACAGCGUGCAUAGUAUUUCAGCGUGUAAAAAUCUUAAAAGAUUGGCCCUGAAAGAAAUCCAAGGUCUUACACACAAAGGCGAAGAGCUAUUGGAGGAGCAUAUGGAAUCGGUAUUGUUUGUAUAG